Messenger RNA from Pipistrellus kuhlii (Kuhl's pipistrelle), 742 nucleotides. RefSeq names its product zinc finger CCHC-type containing 13 (gene ZCCHC13). Gene Ontology annotation, cellular component: cytoplasm. The record is from RefSeq and is a predicted model, not a curated record. NCBI's taxonomy places the organism in Eukaryota, Metazoa, Chordata, Mammalia, Chiroptera, Vespertilionidae. Gene Ontology annotation, molecular function: mRNA binding; single-stranded RNA binding; translation regulator activity. Gene Ontology annotation, biological process: positive regulation of cytoplasmic translation.
ACCCUCCUGAAAAUAAACAGCCACUGCCUGGCUAACCGCUCACCUCGGCCUGCCUCUCGUCCUCCGGCGGCACAGGCCUGCCCUGAUGCAGGAAGAUCUAAACUGCAGCCAUGAGCACCAAUGAGUGCUUCAAGUGUGGACAAUCUGGCCACUGGGCCCGCGAAUGCCCUACUGGUGGAGGCAGUGGUUGUGGAAUGAGAAGCCGUGGCAGAGAUGGUUUUACCUCAGAUAGAGGUUUCCAGUUUGUUUCCUCAUCUCUUCCAGACAUCUGUUAUCGCUCUGGUGAGUCUGGUCACCUUGCCAAGGAUUGUGAUCUUCAGGAGGAUGCCUGCUAUAACUGUGGUAGAGGUGGCCACAUUGCCAAGGACUGCAAGGAGCCCAAGAGAGAGCGAGAGCAAUGCUGCUACAACUGUGGCAAACCAGGCCAUCUGGCUCGUGACUGUGACCAUGCAGAUGAGCAGAAGUGCUAUUCUUGUGGAGAAUUUGGGCAUAUUAAAAAAAACUGCACCAAAGCGAAGUGCUAUAGGUGUGUUGAAACUGGUCAUGUAGCCAUCAACUGCAGCAAGACAAGUGAAGUCAACUGUUACUGCUGUGGCGAAUCAGGGCCUUGCACAAUUGAGGCCACAGCUUAAUUAUUUUCCUUUGUUGCCCCUCCUUUUUCUGAUUGAUGGUUGUAUUAUUUUCUCUGAAUCCUCUUCACUGGCCAAAGGUUGGCAGAUAGUGGCUAUUCCCAGGCCAGUGA